AUGCGUUUCUCGCUCCUCUUUGCAUUCUGCCUCUUUCUUGCCGCGCUGAGCACGGUGGCGGCGCAGCAGGCUUCCAACUCGGGAUCCGCAUCGCAGUCGCCUUCGCCCACGGCAUCGGGCUCGGGCUCGGCCGCUGCCUCUGGAUCUGGCUCGGCGACGCAGUCUGGCUCGGGUAGCGCCGCACCCUCUGGAAGCGCCAGCGGCACGAGCCGAAGCGGCUCCGCCUCUGGCUCUGCGACGGGCAGUGCGGCGAGCGGCAGUGCGAGUGGCAGUGGCAGCGGCUCUGGAUCCGCGGCGCCGAGCUCGACGAGCAAGACGUUGUCGAGCUACCCGACUGCGCCCGUCAUCACCGACGGACCGUUUGCGGGCACCGGGGUGGCGCCCGCCCCCGUCGGUACCGGUGGCCAGGCGCAGGGUCCGGACGACAACUUUAUCCGCAGCGGCGCGCGCGCUCUGGGCGGAUCUGUCGGCGGCAUCCUGGCCGCUGCCGUCGCCGCCGGUGCGUGGGUCCUGCUCUGA
Molecule: messenger RNA, 519 nt
Organism: Pseudozyma flocculosa PF-1
Lineage: Eukaryota; Fungi; Basidiomycota; Ustilaginomycetes; Ustilaginales; Ustilaginaceae
Exons: 2
Coding region: 1-519 (172 amino acids)
Source: RefSeq, a predicted model, not a curated record